AUGCAGAAUCUCCCUUGGAUGCAUCCCGUCUGCAGGGAGGUCCGCGUUUAUUGCUGCGGACAUGCUCCACUGGGCUGGAGCAACGGCGUUGCUUGGGAGUUGGGAAACGGUUCCCGGAGUUCAUCCAAUGCCAGGAACCAGGGGCAGGAAAUGUAUCAGAUUGAGAUGAUGACGCUUAUGUUGAUGUUGCUGAUAACGGGUGCUGUGUUGGGUGUUGUGGAUCCCACAACGCUCGACCACUUUGCUCUCCCCCCAACUAAAUCUGUGACUAAGGAAGAUGCUAACGCCGAGAAAAGAAUGAUGAAGAAUUGCACCCACAUGGCCCCAAUUGACUACGGAUUGCUGGACUCUUGGCGGGAGUGGAAGCAAUCUAGAUGUGGCCGCCAUCUGCACGCCACGGCCCAUCCAUUUGGAGAUGAAGAAACCGCGCAUGCAAGGGUUGACCACGUCCUUGAUCCCGAGCAUCCUGAGGCAACGGACCACUUUCGCUGCUGCAGGAGAGUCAGGGGGUCACCAACACGUAUAUUCGGGAUGGGCGAGGCACAGGAGAAGGGUACAUGUACUACUACUAAGUGUAAAGCGCCUAAGUUUGGUGGUGGCGCACGUGUCAUGCACAUUUGCUUCUUCCCAUUCCCUGCAAAUUCCCCAACUAUUUUUCCUCCCAUUUUAGUUUUAGUAUCGAGUUAG
Aspergillus niger is the source of this 687-nucleotide messenger RNA. RefSeq lists its product as hypothetical. The coding region runs from base 1 to 687 and encodes 228 amino acids. The record is from RefSeq and is a predicted model, not a curated record. Lineage: Eukaryota; Fungi; Ascomycota; Eurotiomycetes; Eurotiales; Aspergillaceae. The transcript has 6 exons.